This is a messenger RNA of Boleophthalmus pectinirostris (great blue-spotted mudskipper), 816 nucleotides long. RefSeq lists its product as uncharacterized. The record is from RefSeq and is a predicted model, not a curated record. The transcript has 6 exons. Gene Ontology annotation, molecular function: S-adenosylmethionine-dependent methyltransferase activity. NCBI's taxonomy places the organism in Eukaryota, Metazoa, Chordata, Actinopteri, Gobiiformes, Gobiidae. Bases 1 to 816 code for a protein of 271 amino acids.
AUGGCCACCGUGAGUCUUUUCGGGGACAGACAGCAUGCUUGUGCAUACCUCCAGUACAGACCAGUUCCUCAUGAGAUGGUCCACACCAUUAUGAACUACGUGAAAGAAAGAAUGCCCUUCCCUCUGGAGCUGGCAGUGGAUGUGGGCUGUGGUUCAGGACAGGGCACAGUGCUGCUGGCACCACAUUUCACCCGAGUGGUGGGCACAGACAUAAGCCCCGCCCAACUGGAAAAUGCGCGACUCAAUCAGCAGCCUCCAAACGUCACGUACAGCCUGGCUCCCUCAGAUGCCCUCCCGCUGGACGAUGAGAGCGUGGACCUUGUCACAGCCAUGUCUGCAGCUCACUGGUUCCAUCCGGAGCACUUCCUGGAGGAGGUUCAUCGUGUGCUCCGGCCUGGGGGCUGUGUGGCUCUGUUCAGUUACCCCAUAGAGAUGGACGUGGAGUAUGGAGACUCCUCACUCACACAUCUGUGCCAGGAGUUUUACAGCGCAGUAUCGGCCUUCAGACACCCUCGCAUAGGAACCAAGUCUGUGGACAUCUACAAGAAGAUGUUCCUCUCCUGCCCAUACCAGGACAAAGAGUGGCAAGACACCCUCCCCGCACGCCGCACCCUGUCAGUAAAAGCAUUCAUCGAGAUGCUAAAAACAUUUUCUACAUUUCAACAAAUGCAGCUAAAGGAUCCGGAACAAGCCAAGCUGAUCUGUUCUAACCUAAAGACAAAGUUGCUGUCGUCCAUGCAAGUGUGUACUACAGAGACCAAAGUAACUGUCACUGUGAAGUACUUUUACUGGUUAGCCUGCAAACCAAAACAAUGA